This is a messenger RNA of Labrus bergylta (ballan wrasse), 2225 nucleotides long. RefSeq lists its product as uncharacterized. The record is from RefSeq and is a predicted model, not a curated record. Gene Ontology annotation, biological process: one-carbon metabolic process. Gene Ontology annotation, molecular function: zinc ion binding; carbonate dehydratase activity. Gene Ontology annotation, cellular component: plasma membrane. Lineage: Eukaryota; Metazoa; Chordata; Actinopteri; Labriformes; Labridae.
AACUCCUUUAGGGCUCUCUGAUUUAUUGGCGUUCACCCUGCUGGAAGGGAUCCAGAUGGCGGUCUCCUCCCUUCUGCUGUGCUUGUGUUUUGGAGCUUUGGUGAAAUGUGCUGCUGGAAGUGACUGGUGUUACACUGGCUGUGAGCACACCCCGGCUCAUUGGAAAGACAUCUCUGGAACUUUCUGUGGAGAAAAGAGACAGUCUCCCAUUGAUAUCGUCACCAGUGAUGUUAAGACUGACCAAAACCUGCAUAACUUUACAUUCGCCAACUUCUCCUCGGAGAAUGUAAUCAAGUCGAUCAAAAUCGAUAAACAUACAGUGAAAUGCAUCUUGGAGGAAAAUGAGGUUGAAGUGAGUGGAGGGGGACUUGAUGGAACAUAUUCAACGAUUCAGUUUCACCUUCACUGGGGGGAUACAGAACAUCAUCCGGGUUCAGAGCACACUAUUGAUAAGCACCGAUAUCCAAUGGAGAUGCAUAUAGUCAGUCUGAAGAAAGGUAUGCAGGACCCGGUGAACGAUCCAGAGGGAAUCGCUGUUCUGGGGUUUUUCAUAAAUGCCACAGAGGAUGGAGAUAUGUCCGGACCUUGGAGCAAUCUCACGUCCUACCUGAAAAACACCGCAGGCACAGUAGACUUUAACCACACCAUCUCUAUCGAUGACCUGAUUGGAAAUGUAGACCGCACAAAGUUCUACCGCUACAUGGGCUCCCUGACCACGCCCAACUGCAAUGAAGCAGUUGUGUGGACAGUGUUUCAAGAGCCAAUCAACAUCAACAAAAAUCUGAUUCAAAAUUUUCCCAUGAAGACAGGAAUCUCAAACGUAUUUCGUCCAACCCAAAAUACUAAUGGACGUCAAGUGUUUGCCUCCCCUGCAACUACUUUGCCUUCAAGUCAUUGGUGCUAUGAUGAUCACUGUCAUUUCAGCCCUUCAAAGUGGCAGCUCCUGCCUCAGUCUUAUUGUGGCGGCGAACUCCAGUCCCCGAUCAACAUAGACACACGUAACACUUUGAAAGAUAACCAUCUCAAAGAGUUCACCUAUACAAAGUUUGAUGAAAAACAUGCAAUCAAAUACAUCACUAACACAGGAGAAGCAGUAAAGUGUGUUCUGAAGGAGGAUUUGUUGGAGGUCUCAGGAGGAGGUCUGGGACACGUCUACUCCACCCUUCAGUUCCACUUUCAUUGGGGCUCCAGGUCACCAGACUCUGAGGGCUCAGAGCACACCGUGGAUUCACACAGAUACCCAAUGGAGAUGCACAUAGUGAACAAAAGAAAGGAUUUAAGUUUGGAGGAUGCAAUAAAGACUCCUAAUGGCCUGGCAGUGCUGGGAUUCUUCAUUGAGGCUAAAGAGUCUACCAAAAGCAGCGACGAAUCUCAUCAUGAGACAGGUCCCACAUCCAAGCCAACAUCUGAUAUUGAUGCCUGGAAAAGACUGACUAGCUACCUUCCACAUAUACAGAACAUCAGCUCAAAGGCAAAUGUCACAGAAGAGAUCUCAAUUGAUGAUCUGCUUGGUGACGUGAACAGAGCUGUGUUCUAUCGCUACAACGGCUCCCUGACCACCCCGUCUUGUAAUGAAGCCGUCGUCUGGACCAUUUUUAAAGAGUCUAUUAAAGUGGAUAAAGACAUGAUGAUGCUGUUCCCUACUCAUGCAGGAUAUGAGAACGUGUUUCGGCCUGCACAGGCUCUUAAUAACAGGAAAAUCUUCACUUCUGCAUCAAGUGCCCCUGGUCCCAUCCAACUAUUUCUGCUGCUAGGUUGUCUCUGUGCUCUUUCAUAUAAUCUGCAUUUGUGAGACAGAAUCUGCUGUAAAGAAUAAUGUAUAAUGCACUAAUUUACUGACUUGCACAGUUUCCCUUUUUAUCAUAUUUAUGGGUCUAAAGGUCAUCUCUAACCACUAUUUAAAGCCUGGUAGUUUAUUAAUUAUUGCAUUGUGUUACUGUUGUAGUAUAGUGAUUGUAUCAAUUAGUUUCAACAUUGUAAAAUAAAUGCUUGUAUUAGUAUAGACUAAAGCUUAAAUGAUUUAAUUAACUUGUUAAUGGGUUCGGACAUCCAGGCACAGACUGGAUGGAAGUUUAAUGCCGACCAAAUUGUCACCUGAAGUUAUUAUCAAAUGUAGUGUUAUAGUGAUCAUGUCUGCAUUCACCAGUUCAUUAUUUAAUUACUAUAGUAAAUUGUAUCACAAGAUGCUGAAGCAAAUAUAAUGAAUAAAACACUGAUACAGUUGA